AUGUCUGAGGAAAAGAUUAAAGACCGUCCCAAUUAUUAUAAUUUCACAGAAGAAAUCAAUCCAGAGCAAGAUUCUGAAUCCUCCUCAAAUAAAAAUAUGCCAUCAAUGUAUAAGCUUCAGCUAAAACUUUUAUUGUGGAAGCAGUAUCUUGUCUUCAAGAGAAAUUUAAAAUCAACUCUAUUCCAAAUUUUAACUCCUCUUGCAGUCUGUUUAUACUUGCUGUUAAUACAAUUCACAGCAAAUUAUGUAUUUGAUAAUAUGGUAACUAAAAAUCCAGAUACAAUUGAUUUGUGAAAAAUCCCAAAAUGCUACGGAAAUGACUGCAUUACCCUUGGCAUUGGAUUAACAAAUGGAGAAAAUGAGUUCUCAGACUAUAUCAUUAAAUAUAUUUCAGAAAAACAUCAUUUGAAGAUUGGAAAAGAUAUUAUAGCGAAAAAAGAAUUUUUCGAAAGAUAAAUUUCUAUUAGAAAAAUUAUCGUAUAUAAAUUCUAUAUCGAAAAUAAAUUUUUGCUGACUCCCCCCCCCAUCCUUGAUCGAACGAUUGACUGUAAAAAUUCCUAAGAAUUGGGGAAAUUAACCCCCAUCCUUGAUCGAACGAUUUUCAUAUCAUGCAAAUUUUUAUAUAUAUAUAAAUAUAUAUUAGUUAUCAAAAGCUUGGGAAGAUGAGACUUUGAGACGACAGAAAGUUUUGGAAUCAACCAUUCAAAGUAAUUUAGUCAUCAACAUGGGCUUAAAAACUCAAUAAUCUAAUAAAAUAGAGAUUUUUAAAAUUUUUAAAAAACAAAUUUUAAUUUAAUAAGUAACAAAUUAAAAUUUAUACAGUUUAAAGGGGUAACUAAUAAAUUAAAAUAUAAAAAAUUGGUAUUUUUAUGAAAAAUAAUUCAAUUUUUUGCUGUAAAAAUAAUUAUUAAAUACUCUUAACCCUCUUAUUUAAAAGUAAAUAAAAAACAAUUUAUAUAUAUAUUUUAUUUUAUAUAUAAAAUUUUUUUCCCAAAAAAAUUUUUUUAACCCCCAUCCUUGAUCGAGCGAUGGCGAGUCGUUCGAUCAAGGAUUGGGGGGGGGGGAAUGAACAAAUAAUUUUUUCAAAACUGAGAUGCAUAUAUAAAAAUAUCACAAGUAUAAAAUUUUAGCCAAAAAUGAUCCCAUGCAAUUGUUUGAUUAUAUAGAUAAGCAUGACAAUCAAACUCAGACAGCUGUAAUUUUAUGCACUGGCCCAUUUGUCUUGCCUCCAAACAGAUUUUAUAACGGAACUUUUGACUGCUUAGGAAGCAGUGAAAAUUAUACAGUAAGAAUGUACAAUAUAGUUUUCAACUCCUCUUCACUAGUAAGCAUGCUGAUAUCAGAAAUGAACUCUCCUAUGCCAGUAAAUUACCCAGCAAUCGCAGUGAAGUCAGCCUUAGAUGAAGCAUUGAUUUCUUAUCAAUCGAAAGAUCAAAAAAUCGAUAUUAAAGUCAGCACUCAAGGCUACCCAGAACCCAAAAACAGGCAUUCAAACCAUGUAAGCAUCAUCAAAAACUCUGGGCCUUUUUAUUUUUUUAUCCCGCCAAUUGUAACUUUUGUUGUUGUCUUGAUCGAACUUGUGAGAGAAAAAGAGUUUCAUUUGAGGAGUGGGCUUAGCAUGAUGGGGAUGAGCCACAGUCCUUAUUGGCACUCAUGGUUUAUAACAGCUUUUAUAUUUACUAUAUUUACAAGCAAUAGUGUAAUUAUCAGUGGCAAGCUAUGCAACUUUGACAUCUUUUUGAACACCCCUUAUUUGAUACUUUUAAUGAUGUUUGGAUUUUUUUCGAUAUCAAUGACAUGUCUAGCCUUCUUGUUGUCAACUUUCUUAAGGACCACCAAAAGUGCAUACGCAGCUUCUUAUGUUUUCAUUUUAGUAGGUCUUGUGUUUCAGCUGCUUUUGUCAGAUAUAAAUAUUAUUUACGCAUUAUGGUCAGAAGAAGCACCUGACUGGGUAGCAAUAGUCAGAGCCAUCUUUACACUUUAUCCUCCGUUUAAUUUUUCUAAAUGCUUCGGGGAUAUUGCACGAAAAGCGUCAGUCCAUUAUUCUCACUGGGAGCAUAAGCAUGUUCCUGGCGAAUAUUACUCUUGGAAUAGGUUUGCUUCAAGAAACAGAAGGAUUAUUCCAUCAGCUUUAGAAUCUCUUUUGUAUUUGCUUGCAGAUUCUCUACUUUUGUGCAUUCUUGCCUGGUAUUUUGAUCAUGUUUUACCUAGCAAUCGUGGAAACUCUGAUCCAGUUUAUUUUUUCUUGACUCCCAAAUAUUGGGGCUUCAAUAAAAAAAUUCAAAAAAUCCAAUCAACUGUAGAAGAUACCAAUGAAGAAGUAGCAGAUUCAGUCUCUUUUGAAAAACGCAAAGUUAUUGACCUAGAAGACUCUUCAAGCAGCAUCAGAAUACUUGGGAUUCAUAAGAUUUUCCAGAAAAAUCUUUAUAAGACUUCAGAAGACAUUCAUGCUGUUAAUAAUAUCUAUUUGCAUGCUAAAAGAGGAGAACUUUUAGCUUUGUUGGGCCACAAUGGGGCUGGAAAGUCUACAUUAAUUAAUAUGCUGACUGGCCUUUGUAAACCUACAUCAGGCUCAGCAAAAAUCUGCGGAUUUGAUAUUAGAGAAAACAUGAGCGAAAUUAGAAAAGUGUUAGGAGUCUGCCCACAGCAUGAUAUUCUAUGGGACGAGCUUACAGCUAAAGAACAUUUAAUUCUAUUUGGAAGACUUAAAGGAGAAAGCUAUGAUAAAGUAUAUGAAGAAGUCAAUGAGAGGCUAAAAGAAGUCAAUUUAAGUGACGAAGCAGAUUUAUUGGCUGGAACUUUCAGCGGGGGCAUGAAAAGGAGGCUUUCAUUGGCUAUAUCUGGAAUUGGGGAUCCUAAGGUGAUUAUUUUAGAUGAGCCUACUACAGGGAUGGACCCAAUUAACAGAAGGCAGGCAUGAAAGUUUAUUAAAAAGCUCAAGGAAAAAAGAAUAAUGAUUUUAACCACUCAUUCAAUGGAAGAAGCAGAUGUCCUUAGCGAUAGAGUUUGUGUCGUUGUGGAUGGAAGAUUGAAAUGCAUAGGAACUUCUCUUUACUUGAAAAACCAGUUUGGAGAUGGGUAUAGAGUUAAUAUUAUAUCAAAAGAAGUAGAAAGAGUAGUGCCUAUUGUUCGCAUAGUGAUGCCCAAUGCAAAAAUUAUUGAUUCUAGUGGGGGGAGCUUAGUCUUAGGAAUUUCAGUCAAAGAUGUAAAAGAGAUUGGAGAAUUCGUAAGAAUCAUGGAAGGAGAAGAGAUAGGGGAGCUCAGCGUUUUGAAGGAUUUGAUUGAGGAUUGGGGCUUAUCUCAUACCACUCUUGAGGAAGUUUUCAUGAUAGUAACUGGAAAGAAAACAAAUGGGAUUAAAUAA
Molecule: messenger RNA, 3364 nt
Organism: Blepharisma stoltei
Lineage: Eukaryota; Ciliophora; Heterotrichea; Heterotrichida; Blepharismidae
Source: the annotation of a GenBank genome assembly